This is a messenger RNA of Rosa chinensis, 1254 nucleotides long. RefSeq lists its product as uncharacterized. NCBI's taxonomy places the organism in Eukaryota, Viridiplantae, Streptophyta, Magnoliopsida, Rosales, Rosaceae. The record is from RefSeq and is a predicted model, not a curated record. Bases 292 to 1254 code for a protein of 320 amino acids. The transcript is spliced from 3 exons.
UAAAAUUCUAAUAUUUUUUGGGUUCUUAAGAGAGAGAGAGAGAGACCAACUUCUCUGACUGCAACUCUUCCGCGACUUGUUCUUCAAACUUGAGACCUUUCUUGCUUCCCUUCUCUCUCUCUCUGCGAUUCUCCCCACAUUGCUCUUCACCAAAGCUCAAAGCUUUCUCAAGCCAAGCUCCAGCAGACGCCCACGCCCUUCAUUAUUAGUCUGGCGAUUCAUUUUCCAAAUCUCGCAGAUCUGAUUAGCUGACCCAGUCUCCGUCGCCGUUAAUUUGGGUCCGGAUCAGACAUGCCGGUGGCUGCUUCCGCCGUUUACUUCUUGAACCUCCGCGGAGAUGUCCUCAUCAACCGUCUCUACCGUGAUGACGUCGGGGGUGUUUUGUCUGGGAUCAUAUAUAUGUGGGUGGCAAACUUCAACCAUGGAUAUGUGUCGGCCAAAAACAUAUAUGUGGUCGGAGAAACUGACUCUGAAAUUGCCAAGUUAGGCCAAAUGAGAUCAGUUGAUCUGGGGAAUGUCGGUGAGAAUGAGGAGGCGAGGAAGAAUCUAAAUAUUACUGCAUUUUUCAACAUGAUAUGCACAUUCCCGUAUCCACAAGACACACAAAAUCCUAAUUGUUUGAUUUAUCUCGAUGAACUUUUUUAUUUUUUGCUUAUCUUGGACGAUGUUCCUAAUACUCCAAAUAUUGAGUGGAAACAGUAUAACAUACUCAACUCGCCUAACCGUCCUCUGUGGAUGGACUACAUAGGCGAGAGGAGGAUCUUCUGGCAUGAGUCUUAUACCAAGGUUAACCGAUUAAAAGAAGUCAAGCUGAAACUGUAUCAGAAGUUGGAGAAGAUGAUGAAGAAAAGGUUGAGUCACUAUAGCAUCGAUGGUAUCGAUUGGAUUUCCAAUGUGACUUACAGUGGUCACCCGGCCUCUAUUCAUUGCCUAAUGUAUUAUACUGUUGGAGGUACGCCAGUGAAUUACAACCUAAACAACCCAUUCUCCUUUCUUAAGUUCGCACGACACUUCGGGGAACAUGCAAAUAAUGUAGGCGAUCAAGGAGCGGAUCGAUACAUCUGGUCUUAUUAUCCAGGGUACAUGUGUGUACUCCAUGAAGUCUUAUCUGGAUUUCGGAUAUUCCCAAAGGAUCCCCCGUAUGGUGAGUGUGCUUCCAGAGUCUUAUCACAAUGUCUCAAUCUUAGUGGGUAUGUUCCCACAGCAUCUCGAGCAACAAUUGCAAACGAUGGUUUAGGUUCUUCAUCAACCUGA